AUGUCUUACGCGGCAGCAUUGUCGCUGACAGAAUGGGUCCCUAGCGACGCAUUCUUCCUCAAUCUCUCCUUCAUCAUCCUGCCGGGCUACGUCAUUUUCCGCGUCUUUGGCGCAAUGCGCAUGCCCGGCGCAGUCGGCGUCCUGCUGGCCGGCUGCCUUGCCCGUCAGUUUGCGGGUGAGACGAUGAAGACGGCUCUGCCGUCGCUGCAGACGCUGGCCUUUGUGCUCGUGCUCUGUCGUGCCGGGUGCGAGAUCCAUGUCGACGACCUCACCCUCACGGUCUUGCUGCUCGCGACGGUGCCAAUACUCACCGAGACGUGCUGCAUCGGCCUCGUCCUGUCCUGGUCGCUCGAGGUAACCUUCCAGCAGGGGUUGCUCGCUGGCUCGAUGCUCUCCGCGCUGGGCGACGGCCUCGUCAUCCCAAUCAUGCAGCAGCUCCGCGCGAGCGACUUGGGGCCGCUGCCUCGGAUAAUGGCCUGUGUCGCUCCUCUCGAGGCCACGUUUGCGCUCUUCAUGUACGCAUUCCUCGCCUCCUCCGGUGCGCAGUCGCCUGCACCGCUGUGGGCGCGGCUGGCCUUCGGCGUCGUCCUCAAGCUGGCCGCCUCCAUCGGCCUGGGCUUAGUUGUCGGGUUUGGGAUCAGUGCAUUUUGCAACAACGCAGAAUGGUUCCACAUAGCCGACCGGCGGGUCUUCUCGUCCACCGAGGUGGAGGAGUUCCUCGUGCUACUCGGCGCGUCCCUCUUCGUCUUUGGCCUCGCUGGGGAAGACGCCGCGGGUGAGCCAAUCGUGUCAAACGGCAUGCCACUUGUUGUGCCCACGCCGCCGGGCCACAAGCCCGAAGGGCUCAUGCUUCCAGAGCUCGCGCUCAUCUGCACCACCUUCUUCUGUGCCUACUUCUCGCCGCGCGUAGCCCACUACGCCGAGACGCUCUUCGAGGGCCUGUGGGUCUUUGGUGCCCUGUUUCUCUUUGCGGCCAUCGGCGCCGGCAUCACAGACGUGCCCCGAAAAAUCGAGCUGCUCCCCAAGCUUCUCCCUGCGCUGGCGUGCGGCCUCGCUGGCCGCUUCGUCGCCUGCCUCGUCGUUUGCGGCGCAACGGCCCGUAAGCGCUUGGUGCGAGGCCCGCUGAGCGUGAGGCACGUGGUCAUCGAGGCGACCUUCUGCGUGGCCGCGUCGCUGCCGCGUGCAACCAUCCAGGGUGUGCUAGCCGCGCGGCCUGCGGCCGAGGGCCUGUAUCCCGGCGUGAUGGUGGGGAGCUACGAGUUCGCGGGGAAGGACGGGCUACUGCAGACACUCGCGCAGGCAACCCUCGCUCUUAUGGCGCCAUGCGGCCAGUUGCUGCUCACGAUGGUGGCCAAGCCCCUACUCACGCAGCUCUCCUAUGCGCCUUCGGUGCUCGAGCAGGAGCGAAAGGUGGAGACGUCGCUCGACCUCGACAUUGCCCCUCCGCCUGCCACGCUAACAUUUCACCGACGCAGCACGGGCGGGGACAGCGACCAACCCUUCUCGCUGUACAGCCCCCGCCGCCGGAUUAAUGUUUUCCGCUGGCCGACGGUGGAUGAGCUGAAGAGGGUCGCGCGUGGCAAACAGGACUUCCGCGCGGGGCGGUGGAAUGCAGAGCGGUGGCCGGUCGAGUGCGAGACAAACACGCCGCAGACGCCGUCGCAAGGGGGCACUUCCUCGGGCGGCGACUACAAGCCACCGACUCCACGAAGGUGA
Emiliania huxleyi CCMP1516 is the source of this 1716-nucleotide messenger RNA. RefSeq lists its product as hypothetical. The transcript is spliced from 2 exons. The record is from RefSeq and is a predicted model, not a curated record. Bases 1 to 1716 code for a protein of 571 amino acids. Lineage: Eukaryota; Haptophyta; Isochrysidales; Noelaerhabdaceae.